AUGGUAUGGUUGAUCAUGUCAUUCCUCUCUUAUGAGAAGUGCUCACCAGAACAGUCUGACAUGUCUUUCACUUCCAUUCCGAUACUGGAUUUUGCACAAACAUUGUCUCCAGCCACCAAGCCAGCUUUUUUAGGCAGCCUUCGGGAGGCUUUGGUGAAUGUUGGCUUUUUCUACCUUCAAAAUGUGCCCAUUCCACUUCAAAUACAAGAGGACUUCAUCGAUAAGGCCCUUCAUCUGUUUGAACUGCCGCUUGAGAAAAAACUGGAGAUCGAAAUGGUUCAUAGUCCACACUUCUUGGGCUACUCCAGGCUAGGAGCAGAAAUCACCGCGUUAAAGCCUGACUACCGUGAACAAUUCGAUUUUGCAACUGAGCUCCCUGCACCUGGUCCAGAUGAACCAUUGUAUAAAAACAUUGUUGGCCCCAACCAGUGGCCUGAUGAGACUGCACUUCCUGGAUUCCGGCAUGCACUUGAAACCUACUUAUCUGAAGUGAGCAGUCUGGCGGAGUCCUUUCCGGCGCUUAUCGCUGAAGCAUUAGAUCUCCCCCCGACUGCAAUGAACCAGGUCUUUGACAAUCCGCAGCAACACAAGCUCAAACUGAUCAAGUACCCCCCGCCACCUGCCUCCAGGACAGAGGAUUGCGGCUUUCAAGGAGUAGGGCCUCACAAAGAUUCGGGAUUUCUCACCUUCCUGUUGCAGGGGACCGCUCAUCAUGGCCUUGAAGUUCAAAACAAGACUGGAACGUGGAUUCCUGCUCCUCCGGUGCCAGGAACAGUGGUGAUCAAUAUUGGACGCUCCUUGGAGGCAUUGACCGGGGGAAUUUGCACCGCAACUACUCAUCGCGUCAGUUUACGGCAAGAAAACUUCCAAGAUGGCAACGGUGAUGCUCUGGGACCGAGAUUCUCUUUUCCAGUCUUCCAGGGUGUGAGCCUUGAUCUUUCUGAUAAGAUCUCCCUUGAAAUCCCCGAGCAUAUUCGCGCGCUCGUCAAGGAUGCCAAGGUCAAAUCAGACGCAGAGGCAACUUUCAACGAGAUGUUCCGUGGGAGCAUUGGUGAAGGCACACUCAUAGCGCGAAUCACCAGUCAUCAAGAUGUUGGAGAGCGAUGGUAUCCUGAAUUAUUAGCGAAAGCACUCCAGGGUCAGAAAGAGUUUCGAGUAUAG
Messenger RNA from Penicillium nucicola, 1161 nucleotides. RefSeq names its product isopenicillin N synthase family dioxygenase. The record is from RefSeq and is a predicted model, not a curated record. Bases 1 to 1161 code for a protein of 386 amino acids. The transcript has 3 exons. NCBI's taxonomy places the organism in Eukaryota, Fungi, Ascomycota, Eurotiomycetes, Eurotiales, Aspergillaceae.